AAUGAAUACCGACUCACCAAAUAAAAAAUAACAAUAAAAGAAAAUAUUUUAACAAUAGAGUAGAAUCGAAACAAUUCCUGGUCGUGCAGCACCAAAAGCCCACAAAAACGCUGAGGAUAUAGCAUUUGGGAAGUUUUAGUUUGCGGGAUUGCAUUGUGAAGACGCCUUACUAGCAUUUUCGAAGACCGCAAACUACAAUCCACUCAAUGGCGGCAAUGGAGGGAGUGAUGUCGCAAGAUCAAUCCCAGCAGCAGGUGCCGGCACAACCAGUAGUAGUGGAGAGGCUGAAUCAGGCAGUGGUGCAACAACUGAAUCUUGAAGCUGUCAAAACUCGAGCCAUUAGUCUAUUCAAAGCCAUAUCUCGCAUCCUCGAAGACUUUGACGCAUAUUCUCGCACCAACACCACUCCUAAAUGGCAAGAUAUUUUGGGGCAAUAUUCUAUGGUGAACCUUGAGCUUUUCAACAUUGUGGAUGAGAUAAAGAAGGUUUCCAAGGCUUUUGUAGUCCAUCCAAAAAAUGUUAAUGCAGAGAAUGCCACAAUAUUACCUGUUAUGUUGUCAUCGAAGCUACUGCCGGAGAUGGAGAUGGAUGACAACUCCAAGAGAGAGCAGCUGCUUCUUGGGAUGCAAAACCUGCCAGUUCCCUCACAGAUUGAGAAAUUGAGGACUAGGAUUGACAUGAUUGGAGCGGCCUGUGAAAGUGCUGAAAAGGUACUGGCUGAUACACGUAAAGCUUAUAUAUUGGGUACUCGUCAAGGGCCACAAAAUCUUCCAUCCUUGGACAAGAGCCAGGCUGCAAAAAUUCAAGAACAGGAGAACUUACUACGGGCUGCUGUGAAUAAUGGAGAAGGUCUACGGAUGCUUGGAGACCAGAGGCAGAUGACACCUGCCCUUCCAGUGCAUCUGGUUGAUUUGUUGUCCACAGGUGAUGGAGUGCACAAUAUUUCUGAUACAUCUGGUAUGUACAUGAAGGGCACUCCACCUUUGUCUUCAAACAACAUCAUCAGUCAGGGGAAUUUGUUACAGGCUUCGGGAGCACAACUCAUGGGAAGACCUGCUGCAUCUCCAUCUGGUCCUACCAGUGCUACGUCAUUUGAUAACACAACUGCAUCUCCACUGCCAUAUGCCAACUCGCCUAGGUCAGGCCCAAACAUGAUGAAUACACCAUCUCCUCAGCAACAAACCCAGCAACAGCAGCAACAGCAACAUCAGCAGCAGCAGCAAAGGCAGAAAUUGAUGCAAUUACCUCCGCAUCAACAGCAACUUCUUGCUCAGCAACAAUUCAGGCAGUCUUCGAUGCAACUGGGACAGAACCAGUUGCCGCAGCUUCAUGAUUUGCAAGGCCAGUCACAACAAAAGUUUCAGCAGUUACAUGGCCAACAUCAGAUGCAAUUUUCUCAGCCGAUGGGUCACCAGCAAUUUCAAGGUAGGCAGCUGCCAUCUGGACAUGUUCAGCACGGGAUUGGUCAGAGCCAACUUGGCCAAGGAAAUCAGUUGAAUCGUCAUUUAGGCCAGUUUUCUGGUGCUGCUAAUAGUGCAUUGUUUAAUGCUGCUCAGGGGUCACCAAAUACUCAGAUGAUGCCUAAUAUGUCAGCCACCAUGCCUUCUCAAUCGCUUCUUCCACGGAUGCAGUUUGGAUUAGCUGGUAACAAUCCCCAAAGAAGUCAUGCUUCCCAAAUGUUGAAUGAUCAGAUGUUUAAUAUGGGACCGUCCAACCCGGGAGGCAUGAUGCCUAUGCAGCAGCAGCAACAACAGCAACAAGGUGCAUUCGGGAAUAUGGCUCCAAACGCUCAGAAUCUGCAAUCUAACAUGGUAGCACUUCAGAAUGCCCAACAAAAUCAUCCCAACUUUGGGCAGCAGAGACAACAAAAUCAGCAGUAACGUGGUUCUAUUUACUGAUAAUUGCGAGUUGUAUAGGACCACCAUAAGUUGUUCCACAAAUCACAUCUUCAGGGAUUAUAUGGGGUUGUAACUUUCAUAUGCAUGGCAUUGAACUUGGCCUUUUAGCAUACAAAUGGAAUAGGAUUGUCAAUUAUUGACCAAUUA
Molecule: messenger RNA, 2045 nt
Organism: Pistacia vera
Lineage: Eukaryota; Viridiplantae; Streptophyta; Magnoliopsida; Sapindales; Anacardiaceae
Product: mediator of RNA polymerase II transcription subunit 8
Exons: 13
Coding region: 207-1880 (557 amino acids)
Cellular component (GO): mediator complex
Source: RefSeq, a predicted model, not a curated record